AAGUGCUAUCAGUUAAUGACCAUCCGAAAAUAUCUUCAAAAAAGCAUAGCUUCAAACAGUCAUUAAAUUUCCUGCAUCAAGAGUAUAUAGUUGCAUGCUUUGUAAGUAAUCAAGUCAAUCUUUAUUACCGUUAG
Ambispora gerdemannii is the source of this 134-nucleotide messenger RNA. Lineage: Eukaryota; Fungi; Glomeromycota; Glomeromycetes; Archaeosporales; Ambisporaceae. The record is from the annotation of a GenBank genome assembly.